Zootoca vivipara (common lizard) is the source of this 5402-nucleotide messenger RNA. The record is from RefSeq and is a predicted model, not a curated record. Lineage: Eukaryota; Metazoa; Chordata; Lepidosauria; Squamata; Lacertidae.
CCGCCCGAGGAGGAGGAGAGGAGGCCGAGGCUUCCUGCCCGGCUUCCCCGCCUCCCUCCCGGCAGACAUGGCGGCGCCCGCCCCGCAAGAGCAGCAGCCGCAGCAGCAGCAGCAGGACGCGGAGCUGGAGGAGCUGCUCGAGAGUGCCCUCGAUGACUUUGAUAAGGCCAAGCCAGUCCCACCGCCGCCCCCUUCAACUGCCGCCGUCUCUGAGAAAUCGCCUGGCGAUGCUGCCAAGGAUUCGCUCUUUGCCUCACAGGAGAAGUUCUUCCAGGACCUCUUUGAUAGCGAGCUGGCCUCCCAGGCCACUGCCGAGUUCGAGAAGGCCAUGAAGGAGUUGGCCGAGGAGGAACCCCACCUUGUGGAGCAGUUCCAGAAGCUCUCCGAAGCAGCAGGCAGAGUCGGAAGUGACUCCAGCUCCCAGCAGGAGUUUACCUCCUGCUUGAAAGAGACGCUCAGCGGCUUGGCAAAGAACGCAGACGAUCUCCAGAACUCCAGCGUCUCUGAGGAAGAGCUUGCGAAGACCAUGGAAGGCCUCGGCUUGGAGGAAGGAGACGGCGAAGGGAGCCUCCUGCCCAUCAUGCAAAGCAUCAUGCAGAACCUCCUGUCGAAAGACGUGCUCUACCCCUCCCUGAAGGAGAUCACGGAGAAAUACCCGGAAUGGCUGCAGAGCCACCGUGACUCCCUGCCGCAGGAGCAGUUCGAGAAGUACCAGGAGCAGCACAGCAUCAUGGGGAGGAUCUGCGAGCAGUUUGAGGCCGAGCUGCCCACCGACGGGGACACAGAGCACAAGGCCCGCUUUGAGGUGGUCCUGGACCUCAUGCAGCAGCUCCAAGACCUCGGGCACCCCCCCAAAGAACUGGCGGGAGAAUCGCCACCUGGCCUGAACUUCGACCUAGAGGGAAUGAAUCUGCCAGACACAGCCAGCUCGGGAGGAGGAGACCAGUGCCAGAUAAUGUGUACUUCCCUUGCGCGUGCGUGUUCCUCUUCCCUCCCUCCCCCGCCUCCUUUUGGGUCGGUGGCUUGUGAAGUGUCGCAAAGUGUCGUCGCCGCCGGGGGGACCGUAAAGCGCAGAAAGAAAAAAACAACAACCCUCCUCGGGGUUUGCGGCGUCCGGGGAGCAUCCGCGGCUGGGCGGCCCGAUGGCGGCGCCGGAGGUUGUGGCGGCGGAGGUCCCCCGGCCUGGAGGCGGGAGGUGGAGCGGCCUCCAGAGUCUGACGUCAGUUCUACAGCGCCAGUUCCCAGAGAGCUCCUGGAUCUAGUCCUGCUCGAAAAGGGGGUCGGGGAAAGGGCGAAUUCACGAGAAAACACGAUGUCAGACGCAGGAAGUAGCACGGAUGGGAAAACAGAUUUACCCAAUGGAAGCUUAUCCAGCAGCCCGGAAGAGAUGUCUGGCACCACAGAGGGGCAUGAGACGUCCUCCGGGGUCGAGGUAGAGGCUUCCGACCUGAGCCUGAGUCUCACAGGGGAUGAGGUGGGGCCCAACCGCACUUACACGGAGAGCUCGGCGGAGGAGAAGGACUCGGACAGCAUGGACGACACGGGCCACUACUCCAUCAACGAGAUGAACCGCACCUACGACCGCUCCCCCUCAGAGGAGGAGGAGGAGGAAGAGGAGGAGGAGGAAGAGGAAGAAGAGGUGGAGGCAGCUGAGGCCCAGCGGUCCCGCCGGCGAGCCCAGCGCAAGCGCCCCAACCGGGACCGGGACUCCUCGGACGAUGAGCGGGCCCUGGAGGACUGGGUGGCCUCGGAGACAACGGGGCUGCCCCGGCCGCGCUGGCAGGCGGUCCAGGCGCUGCGGGAGAGGGCUCUGGGCUCCUGCGCCCGCUUCGUCCACGAGGCCUGCGGCGCCCAGGUCUUUGUGCAGCGCUUCCGGCUCCAGUAUGGGCUGGAGGGCCACACGGGCUGCGUCAACACCUUGCACUUUAACCAGCGCGGCACCUGGCUGGCCAGCGGAAGCGACGACCUCAAGGUGGUGGUCUGGGACUGGGUGCGGCGGCGGCCGGUGCUGGAGUUUGAGAGCGGCCACAAGAGCAACGUCUUCCAGGCCAAGUUCCUCCCCAACAGCGGGGACUCCACCCUCGCCAUGUGCGCCCGGGACGGCCAGGUCCGCGUGGCCGAGCUCUCCGCCACCCAGUGCUGCAAGACCACCAAGCGGGUGGCCCAGCACAAAGGGGCGUCGCACAAGUUGGCCCUCGAGCCAGACUCCCCCUGCACUUUCCUCUCGGCUGGCGAAGACGCUGUGGUCUUCACCAUCGACCUGAGACAAGACCGGCCAGCUUCGAAGCUGGUUGUGACGAAAGAGAAGGAAAAGAAGGUUGGCCUCUACACCAUCUACGUGAACCCGGCCAACACCCACCACUUUGCUGUGGGGGGCAGAGACGAGUAUGUCAGGGUCUACGACCAGCGGAAGAUCAAUGAGAACGAGAACAACGGUGUGCUGAAGAAGUUCUGCCCUCACCACUUGGUGAACAGCGAUUCAAAAGCCAACAUCACUUGUUUGGUCUACAGCCACGAUGGGUCAGAGCUCGUGGCCAGCUACAACGACGAGGACAUCUAUCUCUUCAACUCGGCCCACAGUGACGGAGCCGAGUACCUGAAGAGAUACAAGGGGCAUCGGAACAACGCCACAGUGAAGGGCGUCAACUUCUACGGCCCCAAGAGCGAGUUUGUGGUGAGCGGCAGUGACUGUGGCCACAUCUUCCUGUGGGAGAAGUCAUCCUGCCAGGUGGUGCAGUUCAUGGAAGGCGACCGAGGAGGCGUGGUCAACUGCCUGGAGCCCCACCCUCACCUCCCAGUCUUGGCCACCAGCGGUUUGGAUCACGAUGUCAAGGUCUGGGCCCCGACGGCAGAGGUGCCCACCCAGCUCACUGGCUUGAAGGAGGUGAUAAAGAAGAACAAGCGGGAGCGGGAUGAGGACAGCCUGCACCACACGGACAUGUACGAGAGCCACCUGCUCUGGUUCCUGAUGCACCACUUCCGACAGAGGCGGCACCACCGGCGCCGAAGAGAUCCAGGCACAGGGGCGACAGACAGCGACUCGGACGAAUCCCCCAGCUCCUCUGAUACGUCGGACGAUGACGAGGAAGGCCCGGAUCGGGUGCAGUGCAUGCCUUCUUGAGACCCCCCUCCGAGGAUGAGGAAAAGGUGGGGGUGUAAAGAGUGUGCAGACUUAAAUCGGCAACAAAAUGCCCACCACUUUGAAUUUUCAUCUAUCCCCCUUCCCUGCUUUUUACUGAAACACCAAGGAAAGUCCCCCCCCUCGCGCCCACCCACCCUCCUUGUCGCUUGCCCUCCCCCAGGGGCAACCUGCUUGGCAUUAAUUGCACUUGGACUUUGCUUGAGCGACCAGCGGGGGGUGGGGGGUGGGGGCGACGACACACGGGAUGCCCAGCGUUGACAUGCUGGGAUUCCCUUCUGCUCUUCCCCUCCUCCCUCUCUCUGCCUUGGUUUUGGCAUGGGGAGGACGGAGGCCUGCCCCCUUCCACCACCCCAUUUCCCCAGAGGCAUGGGGUGGGGGGAGUGGGAGGGAAGGGGCUUGGUUGCUGCCCCACCCCACCCCGCCAUUCCCUGUGAAGCUUCCUUUGGAGUGAGCCGAGUUUGGGUUUUGCCUCCCUCCUCCUUUCCUUUAAGAUGUUGGUGUGAGCCCCAAAGGGGCAUUUUUUUGGAGGUUUUGUGCUUUUUUCUCCCACCCCACUCCCGUUUUUGAGGAGCACCCUUGCUUGCCUGCUUCCAGGAUGAGCAAACUUGGACUCUUUGCUUUAUUUCUGAUUACAUUUUUUUUAGAGGGGGAUGUUCUUCUCCCCCCGCCUCCUGUUUUUUGUGUUCUUCCUUCAGCAGAGUUCUAGCGCCAUGAAGACACCCCCCCUUGCAGUCUAGAGCUUGCCUUGGCCGCCUAGGACGCCCUUUUGCCGAACCUUUUCAGAGAGUAAAGGGUUUUUUGGUGGUUUUUUUUGGAGAGGUUUAAAUGCAGAGAAGAGGAAUGGGCCAGAUCCCCCCCCCCCUUUCUGGCCUGAAGCGGUGGGGAGGGGGGCUCAUUGCUGCCCUGUGGAGGAGGAAGAGGGGUUCUCGUGGGAUCCCAUCAAUUUGCCCGAAGGUUCUUUGUGUUUCAUUUCCCCCGCUCCCUUUCCUUUAAAAAAUAAUCUUAUUUGUUUUUGAAAACAACUGCCCUCCCCCUCCCAUCGCUGUUUAGAGGCCUAAUUUUAUAUGUAUUAAACAAGACAAGAACCAAAUUAAAACUUGGAUGUUAUCAAGUUAAAAUUAUUGUAAAAGUUUAAAUAUAUAUAUAUUAUAUAAAUGCAAUAAAUGAAUUGAGAGACAGGCCUGGCUGUGUGUGAAAAGGGUCCCCUGGGAGCAUGGCCAGAGGUUCCUGGCCUGCCUGGUUCCGCUUUGGCUUAGUGGGGCUGGUUGCCUUUGCCCUUCUUGGGACAGGAGGUGGGGCUCUUGUGUGCCCCUCAUUGCUUCCUCCUGACCCUUCCUUGCCUUUGUCCCAUCUUUCCCAAAUCACCUUUUUAUUUUUUGCUUUGCUGGCUAUGCCAGCACUUCUGUGUCCCCCAUGCAGCUCCUUGAGUCAGCCAAACUGCUGAAGCAUCUUCCCUUUGUGAUAAGGGCAUCUUUGGCAUCAGCAAUAUCAAGAUCUUCUUUCCAAAGGCAGGCAGCCAGGGGUUGAACUCUUAAGCCUCAAAUCCUGGUUUGGUUUUGCUUGGGGGGGGGGGAUGGCAUCCCAUAGGGGCAGUGCAGAGUUUGAAUAGUAGGGGAGGAUUCAGUAGCCAUGCCCACCUACUAAAUAAGAUCCAGUGACUUCACGGGGUCAAACAGACUAGCCCCUCAUUUUAAAGAGAGCCUCAGGCCGGCUUUUUUGGGAGUGAAAGAGUGAGUUGCCUCACUUUAUCAGAGUAAGAUGCCUUGAACACUUUGGCUUCAUCCAGAGAGCAACUUCAUUCCCAAAAUAAAUUAAUGCCCAACAGUAAAGGCGAAGGAAGGAGUGUGUGGCAGGUGGCCUCAAUCAAAUUUUAGAAUCACAGAGCUGGAAGGGGUCCUCCCAGGGUCAUCUAGUCUAACCCACUGCAAUGCAAGGAUCACAGCUGAAGCAUCCCUGACAGGCAGCCAUCCAACAGAUGCAGCCCUCAACCCUCCAAAAGUUAUCUUUAGGGAUGGUGAUGUGGCCCCUUUGGUUGUGAGAACUGUUCUUCCUACACACAAACACACACCCCUCCCAGUGCCUGCCAGCUGCCUAGCAUUUUCUUCCUCCUCUUCCAGCUUGAGUGUAGGGGGGAAGCUUAGCUUACUUGCACCAAACACCCAGGAACUGGGGGGGGGGGGGGCUUCCCUGCUGUUGGCUGCAAGGGAGCCCUCCGGAGGAACAAUCGCUUCCCUUGUCUCCCUCUCCUCCUCCAACCUCC